This is a messenger RNA of Daktulosphaira vitifoliae (grape phylloxera), 2331 nucleotides long. Its product is annotated as zinc finger protein on ecdysone puffs-like. Gene Ontology annotation, cellular component: nucleus. Lineage: Eukaryota; Metazoa; Arthropoda; Insecta; Hemiptera; Phylloxeridae. The record is from RefSeq and is a predicted model, not a curated record. Gene Ontology annotation, molecular function: nucleic acid binding; zinc ion binding. Bases 279 to 2234 code for a protein of 651 amino acids. The transcript is spliced from 10 exons.
CCUUGUCAGUCGUAAACAAAAUUAACGCGGAGGCCUUAACAUCGUAGUGUAUGGUGUGAUUGACCGUAGUAUUUGUCCCGUUUUGUAUAGUGACUAUUGCCGCCAUCUUUUUCGUUUGGUAUUAUUAACGUUUUAUUGUGAAAUUUCUUAAUAAGUUAAUUUGUGUUGUUUAUCUUAUUCAUUUCCGACAAUUUUCGUCUUUAUACAAAUAGUUCUAGAACUAAAUUAGCUCGUGUUCUUAGUUAAAAAAGGUUAGUUUUAAAUCUUAAUUCUAUAUAAUGGCAUACAGUCGUCGUAGUGGUGGUGGCGGCGGUGGAUAUAAUGGCGGAUCCGGUGGAUACAGUGGUGGAGCUGGAAGAUUCAACAGCGGAGGAGGUACUGGUAGUGGAUAUAGACCUGGAGUGAAUCCCUGGCAAUCAGGUCCUGGUGGUGGCGGUCCUGCAGUUGGGGCUCGUCAAGGGCCUCAGCAAUAUUCUAUGGCUAGUAAUCUUCUCAAUAAAAUUUUUAAUAAUUCCGCGCCAUCUGGUUCUGGUGGAUAUGGAAGUAGAGGUAAUUGGGGUGUUGUAUCAGGUGGACCUCCACCUCAAAGAAUUAUGGGUUCUUCAAUGCGCAGUGGCCCACCCGGAGGAUACGGCAAGAGACCACCAAGUAGAUUUUCUGGUGGUAACCGUAAAUCUGGCAAAGAUUCUGAGAAACGUAAAUCUACAAGCAAUGUGAAAUCUAAUAACGAAAAUAAUAAUGCAAAUAACAAAAAAGGAAAUGAACGAACUAAAGAACAGAUGGAUGCAGAUAAAAAAGAGUCUUAUGCUGGAGUUCCAAGUGCAGUACUUUACUGUCAUGUGUGUUCAAAACAUAUGUGGGAUUCAGAGUCAUUUGAAAAGCAUGUUAGAGGUAGACCUCAUGAACUUAUGAUCACCUACCUUGAUGAAGCAUAUAAAAUGAAGGUUGAUCUAAUGCGUCAUCAAAUUAAGGCAGUUGAAAACCAAAGGCAAAUAGAUUUAGAAAGAGUGACAAAUCAUACAAAGAACAAAUCUGGAGGUAAAUCAGGAAGUAACUCAAAUAAACCUCUCUUAAGAAGUUAUUGUCCUAUGUGUGAUGUUCGUUUUUAUGGUCCAUUAACUGGUCACAGAAAGAGUGACCGUCAUAGGAAAUUAAAACAGUUUUUACAUCCUGAAUGUAAACUUUGUGAUGCCUUAUUUCAUACAAGAUUGGAAAUGGAUGAACAUAAACUUACAGCUGGACAUCUAAAAAAAGUUGCUAAAGCUAGAAAAGAUGAAUUCCCAGAACUAAAAGAUGAUGAAUUUGAUUUAGUAGACAUGAUUAAAAUUGAAAUUGAAGAACAAUUAGAUGAUCAUGACCAAAUGCCUGUUGCUAAAAAAUAUGAAAUGCUUGGUGAUCGUGAUGCAGUCAAAGUUAAAUUGGAAAUGGAAGGAGGAACAGGCAAAGAAAUAAAAAAUAAGCCACAACCAGAAAAAGUUGAAAAUGAACAAGACAAAUCUGAAAGUGUAGCACCUACUACAGAAGAAGAAACUACUGCAACUAAUGAAGAAAUUAUUACUUCAAAUGCGGAAAAAGAAGAAGAUGAAGCUAAUGCUAAUGAAGAUGGAAAAGUAGAUGCUCAAGAUGCAUCAUCAGUAGCUGUUUAUGAUCCUAAUGUGGCAAUUGGAAAAGAAUUAUUAGUACCAAGUACUGGUUAUAUCUGUAGAUUAUGUGCAUGUUAUUUACAAGACUUAAAUGGGGUAGCUUUACAUUGUCAAACUGCGGCUCAUUAUAUAAACUAUACUACAAUGACAAAAAUGAAAGAUGCUACAUCAUCUAGUAAAAAACGUAGCAUUGAUGAAGUUAAAGAAGAAAGUCAAAAUGAAGGUAUUGAUGAGAUAAAACCAGAAGAAAAUGUUGAUGAAACUGAAGAACAAGCAUCUAAACGUAUAAAAUUAGAUACAGAAGAAGAAACCGAAAAAAUGGAAACAUCUAUCCUAGAAUCUGAUACUGCUGCUGAAGCUGCAAUUGAUUCUAAUAUUGUACAAGCAAUGGAAGUUCAAAAAUCAGAAGAAGAAAUACCCAAACAAGAAGAAAUUGAAGUCAAAGAAGAAGAAGAAGAAGAAGAAGAAGAGGCAGCAGCAAUACAACCACCACAAGUUGCUCAGCAACCAACUCCAACCAAAGGAGGUCGUGGUGGUCGAGGUGGUGGUAGAGGAAGAGGAGGUGGUGUAGCUCGUCGCGGUAGACGCUAAUUACAAUACAAAUUUUGUAAAAUAAGUUUGAUUAAUUAGUAAUUAUUGAUAAAAGUUUCAAUUAAUGAAUAAUAUAUCAUAAAAAAUUUUCCAUUUA